This is a messenger RNA of Funneliformis geosporum, 191 nucleotides long. Lineage: Eukaryota; Fungi; Glomeromycota; Glomeromycetes; Glomerales; Glomeraceae. The record is from the annotation of a GenBank genome assembly.
AUGAGUUUAUAUCCGAAACAUCUGCGAUAAUGCCAUUUUCGAAGACUUCCUUAAAAGUGAAAUUCCUCAAAUUGAAUAUAACUAAGAAUGUCCCAUUACCAUUGUAUGCUUCAAAAAUACCGCUAAAAAUACCUGUAACUGCUACCUCUCAAGGUGAUUCAUCCAUCGCUCUUAAUACACGAUCAUCCUGA